This is a messenger RNA of Uranotaenia lowii, 2078 nucleotides long. RefSeq lists its product as uncharacterized. Lineage: Eukaryota; Metazoa; Arthropoda; Insecta; Diptera; Culicidae. The coding region runs from base 383 to 2062 and encodes 559 amino acids. The record is from RefSeq and is a predicted model, not a curated record. The transcript is spliced from 3 exons.
CGGUAGUUGUUAAACGGAGCACACUUCAUAUGCUUGGAGACAAUGGCUCGGUACGAACCGAAAAACGUCGCCAGUGUUAGUCGAACUCGAACGGUUUAUCUACGGCUCGGGUAGAUUUCGCUAAAAGUCUACCGGAAAAUUUAUUUCUGCUGCGCGAAAUCAUUAAGACGGGAUUUUCACUUAAAUAUUGGUUGGUGAUGAUAAAACUUCCCAACCACGUGAGAUUGCGGUAACAGAAAUUACAAAACUGGCACGUAGCCGUUACGUAAUGAGUACCUCGAAAGUCUCAAGAAACGGCUAAGCACUAGGCAUCGGCAGAUCACCAAGCUUAGCAACUCCCGGAAAAACUUCCUCUCCUGAUUGGGUUGUUGGUUGGCGCGAAAUGGAAGCAUUUAUCAAUGAAAUGGUUGAGCCCCGGGUGCUGGAUUUGAUUGUCUUGAUUCUGCCCAAGUGGAAGCUGUUGAUUUACAUCUUUAUCAUGAAUGUCGUCAUCUUCUCACCACUGUACUUCUUUAGCAUACUGCUGAUCGACAGGGAUGAGUUGGAGCUGAUGUGUCCCUCGGCCAUGCUGUUCGGCUUCAAUCUGAUCCACCGGGCGCUCUUCGUGCGGCACAAUCUCAACAACACGCGCUCGAUGCUGAUGGGCGUAGGCAUCCUGUGCGUGGGAAUCUCAACCAGCGGUUUGGUCACGCUGAUGGGUGAUGCAUCCAAUGAGCGGGGUGGCACCUAUCAGGUGGUGCUGUUGCUGUAUAGCUUUGUUGGAGGUUACGGCUACCAUCUGGUUUUUUCUAAGAUGUGGAAGGUGCUAGCGAAGAUUUUUAACGCAAAAAAGGAAAUGUUCGUUAUCAAGUUUUUGCACUCAUUCGGCCAAUCGGUUACCCCGAUGUUUCUGCUGGCCACAUUUUACUGUCCUUGGAGAGAGUACUUUCAUGGUGCGCUUCUGCUUUUGUUGGGAGGAGUUCUGUUAAAUCUAAUACCAAUUACCAUACUGAUAGAAAACGAGAAGAAUUUUCUCAAACUCGAUCAAGACUCGUUUGUUAAAAUAACAGAGAAAGGAAAUGAAUCCUUUUACAACGAUGUGGCGAAAAACUAUUCUAACGUAGAUGUUUUCGAGCCAACUCCAACGGUACGAGAUCUACCCGAGAGAGUGCCAAUGAUGCGCUGGAAAAAUCCGAGCAACUUUUGUCGCGAUGAACCGGAACCGCAGGUGCAGAUUGCUCUGGAGGACGAUUUCGACGAUGAUUUGCUUGCGCGAGAUGGCAAAUGUUAUAAUUCGGAGGGCGUAGAAAUUCUUGAAAUGAUCAUCGAAGAAGAUGACGAAAAUAUGGCGGCAUACGAAGCUGCUACAAUUCCGGUAGCACCCGUAAAAGAACCAGACAAAGAGAAGUGGCUCAGUCUGGUUCUCACACACAUGGACAAACUAUACCACGGAAUCAACCUAAGGCAACACUUCAAUCGACACCUUGUGAAGUCGUUCCCUCAAGCAUUUCGGGAAAUUAAAUUCUACAGUUGCCUAUUGUUGAAAUCCAUAGAUCUAUGCGUAUUCAUCCUAUUCCUAACGAUUCUUCCCAAGUUCAUGAGCCAUCAUUACUCGCAUCGAGGAAAACCUCGCCAAAUGCUAUUGCUCUCGCUGGUGAUCAUUUCGUCGGCCUGGGCAAUUGGAUCCAUUCUGCUACUUUGGUGUGAUAUCAAAUUCAGAAAGCAGCAGGACAAGUUGCUUAUCUUCAGUAUCCUUUUCAAGGCGUUCGGGUACUUUUGUGUGUACUCGACCAAAUCGAGCUUCUGGACCGUGUCCGGGUGUGUUUUGAUAGGUGUGGGGCAUGCCAUCGCUUGCUCCUACCAGGAUCUGGUAAUCAAGCGAAAGUUCAACGGUCAUCAGUGGAACCAAAUAAAGAGUGUCCUGUGUCUGGUCAGCGGUCUGGCCGUGGUACUGAUCGCCGGAUUCACCAACCUGGCGUACGUGUACUACCGGAUAGACUAUGUAUUGCUAACACUUUUAUUGCUGUACUGUUUGAGUGGGAGUGUGUGGUUGGCGUGUAAUUAUAGGAUCAUUAUUAGGUAAUUAGAAUAUAAAUAUC